AUGUGCUCUGGUUCAGGGACAGCGGAAUGUGCUCGUGCUGUUCUCCAGAAGACAAUCAAUGAGUCUGGGCUUGUGGACUGGGAUAUGGAUAUCCGCACGGUUUGCCAAUGGGAGUAUGAGCCCAAAUGCUGGCCGGUGCUACGCGAUAUGCAUGAUUGGGGCAUGGGCGUUCUCGGCCGGAGUGAGCGAAGCCCCUGCCUCUUUGGCGACAUUAUGGACCUGAAUCCCAGCAGCGUGCUCCAUGGUGCCAGUUCUUAUGCUACAAAGAAGCGCAGAGUGCUUGAAUCUAGGAUGCCCAUCUGGUGUGUUUGUUUGGCACACCACGCCCCCGAUGAUCCAUAUCCUCUGUGCGCAAUCCCGGAGAAGCUGGACUCUGGCUGCAGUGGCCUGCCAUGUCAGGACAUGUCGCGGGCAGGUCUUCGCAUGAUGUCUGCGGGUAGGACGGCGCCGGUCUACAUGACGCAUGCCAAAUUCGUACUGCAGAAGAAGAUUCCUUUGUUGACAGUGGAGUGUACUCCAGAUUUGGACAUGGACAUGAUGUAUGAUCUUCACAGCGAUCGGUACCAGUGGUACAGGCUGGUGACUGGUCCAGCAGAUGUUGGUCACAGGGCUUUGGCAAGACAGCGCGUCUACUGCAUUGGCGCUCACACAGAACUCACUACACGGCUCCACGACCCUACGGAAGUCUUGAACGCCGUCUCUGCGCGUAUGAAACAUACGGUACAGACCCGGGUGUCCGACUACCUGUGUGCCUCAGACUACGAGGUAUUGCUGGAGGCUCAGCAGGUGGCUAUCCGGCGCAAAGUCCCUUUCAAGCCUCGAUGUUUGGACUUGCGCUAUCUGCUCACUUCCUGA
Symbiodinium pilosum is the source of this 855-nucleotide messenger RNA. The record is from the annotation of a GenBank genome assembly. Lineage: Eukaryota; Dinophyceae; Suessiales; Symbiodiniaceae.